AAACUUUUUAUAUACCUAGAACUGUUGAAUUUUAAUGACAACUACUUCAGAGUACAGUAAAGUCACUUGGAUACAAAUAAACCACUUGUGACUUUUCCUGAUGGGCCUUUUUUUUUUUUAAAUGAAUAAGGCAUGAUUUCACUUUGUCCUUGUGAUUUGUAGAUGCAGCGCAUGAUCUCCACACACCAAACCCUGCUGUUUUACUGGAGUCUGACUUUUCCUCUCAGGUUUUACCUCAACUUUAUAGGUUUAAAGCAAAGUUGCAAGCAGCACCACAGCUCUGGAUUUACAGUAAAACCAGGCAUGCAUGAGUUUUUGGCUUCAAAAUGUCCUACAUGACCUUAAUAUCUACAGUCCAAGAGCAAAAAUCAACAAAAUGGGCCAAAUUUAUCCACAAACAUGCAUCUCACCUACACUCAUUUUAAUUAAACCUGUUGCCUGCAUGCCACUGUUCAUCGUGAGAGAAGUGAGGAUGAAACAUUGCCUACAACGGGGAAUACAAAUAACUGGAAGGCUCUUUAAGAAGGCAACUGGAGACUUGUGAGAUUGGCAGAACCUAUUAAGAAGCAGUCUGUAAAACCAUAUCCAGGCACAGCUACAUCCAAGAAUGAGGAUCAAAUAUACACUAUCCAUCGUCUUUUUUGUGGCACUUGUUAUCAUCGAGAAAGAAAGCAACAUUAUCUCAAGGGUGUCAGACAAGCUCACCUUAAAGCAGACCCCCCAGACCCCUCUACAGCCCAGUGGUAUCUCCCAAACACUGCCUAAGCACAAUGGUUCCUUCCCCUCAUUCGGCAAGAUGGACUUCAUGCUGAUGAAGCGGCGCUUAGAGAAAUACAGUGAGCACCAGGAGGUGACGACAAAGGGCAGAAAACACAUUCUCCUGUUAGCCACCACCAGGACAGGCUCGUCGUUUGUGGGCGAGUUUUUCAACCAGCAGGGUGACAACAUGUUUUACCUGUUCGAGCCAUUGUGGCACGUGGAAAAGAUGCUGACUCUGGAGACAGGAGGCACUAAUGCUACAGCGGCAGCCAAGGCAUACCGUGAUGUGCUCCAGCAGCUCUUCCUGUGCGAUUUUACCCUCCUGGAAAGCUUCAUCGAACCCCUUCCGGUGGACCACAUCACCACAGCCCUCUUCCGCAGGGAGUCCAGCAGCUCUCUGUGUGAGGACUCUGUCUGCAGCCCCUUCAUCAAAGGGGUCUUUGAGCGAUAUCACUGCAGGACCAGACGCUGUGGCCCCCUGAACCUGACCAUGGCCUCUGAAUCGUGCCUCCAGAAGGAGCACAGGGCCAUCAAGUCGGUAAGGGUGCGCCAACUUGAGACUCUCCGUCCUCUGGCUGAGGACCCACGCCUUGACGUCAAAUUCAUCCAGCUGGUUCGGGAUCCUCGGGCUGUACUGGCCUCACGAAUGGUGGCCUUUGCAGCCAAAUACAAGAACUGGAAAGAGUGGGCCAUGGGUGGGGACGUACCCAUCGACGAUGACGAGGUGAGGAAGCUGAAAGGGAACUGCGACAACAUCAGGAUGUCUGCCCAAGUCGGCCUCAGACAGCCGCCGUGGCUUCGCAGGCGUUACAUGCUGGUGCGGUACGAGGACAUUGCUCGGUUCCCUAUGAGGAAGGCAACAGAGAUGUACAAGUUUACUGGAAUCCCGUUCACUGCUCAAGUGAAAUCCUGGAUUCUGAAGAACACCCAGGCUUCUAAGGAGACCAGCGGUGUUUAUUCAACACAGAAAAACUCCUCUGAACAAGUAGAGAAAUGGAGGUUCAGUCUACCAUUCAAGAUAGCCCAAGUUGUACAGAGAGCCUGUGGGCCAACACUGAAGCUUUUUGGGUACAAAUCUGUGAGCAGCGAAGAGAUGCUCACAGACAAAUCUGUUAGUUUGAUCGAAGAUAAAGUGUUCAACUUUUUAUAAACUUCAACAGACCUAAACUCCAAACACCUAAGCCCUUAUGCAGGAAACCCUUCUAGAAACUCCGCAAUGAAUUGUAUUUAUUAGGCUCUUUUAUCCUGAUACAGAGCUAUAUAUUUUGUGCUAUUUAAAGUUUUUUUACUAUUUAAAAUAGUUUGAUGAAGAAAAUUGAUUGUUGAGCAGAAAAUAUAGAUAUAUAAAGCUUUCAGCUAUUGAAGCAAAAGUGUUUGGAAUUAUAAGAAACCUUGAAAUACGGGAAUAGCACGGUAAUAACAGGAACACACCUUUGUUUUUUUGCACUCCUCACUUACUUUCUCUCUCCAAUGCAAACAGUGCCAUUGGCUUGUCCUGCGAGUCUGUCCCAUAUAUAAUUCCUGAGCAAAUAUAGGAAAGUCCUGAGGGAGAUACUUGUGGGUUUAUGAACAAUCAUGAACUGUCUCAAACACUUCCAGGACCCUCCAUUAGCUAUUUUUGUGCAACAACUCAUGCGUUAGCAACAUAAGCUGCUUUUAUACCAAAAUACUUGCAAAAAAAUGAAUUGCUUUGUACAACGGCGUUCAUUAUCGAAAGAGGAAAUACCAGUAUCUUGCCAGGCAAUUUUAUUUUUCAUGAGAUUUAGAUGUACUGCCUAUGCUAAUUUAUUUAUGUCUUCCCUUUGCUAAAAGGUCAUUAUGACUCCAGGUCUGAAUGUGCUCCCCCAGGUUCUUUCUCCCUCUGCAGGGAUAGUGUUUUUUUGCACAUCUAUAAUGUAGUUUAUUGUUCAUACAUGUUUGUAAUUUGACCAAAAGUUGUUUGAAGUUGUCUUCAGGACUGUAAGGACCAAUCAUGUAAAACAGAUGUUUACACCGCUACUGUAUGCUAACAUUCCAACUGCAGCUGGUUUGCAGGAUCGUGCGAGGUUUGUCGGCAGGUCUCUGUCUGUUGACACAAGUCUCUUGGCUGGUGAUAAUAAGAGGCCCUGAUGCUCUAGCCUGCCAGACUGUUUGCUGAUGUUGAGUCUGUUCUUUUUGAAUUUUGUUUGUUGCAAUAAACCUUCUUUUACAUUAA
This is a messenger RNA of Amphiprion ocellaris (clown anemonefish), 2953 nucleotides long. RefSeq names its product carbohydrate sulfotransferase 3-like. The transcript has 3 exons. The record is from RefSeq and is a predicted model, not a curated record. Gene Ontology annotation, molecular function: chondroitin 6-sulfotransferase activity; N-acetylglucosamine 6-O-sulfotransferase activity. Gene Ontology annotation, biological process: N-acetylglucosamine metabolic process; carbohydrate metabolic process. The coding region runs from base 608 to 1909 and encodes 433 amino acids. Lineage: Eukaryota; Metazoa; Chordata; Actinopteri; Pomacentridae. Gene Ontology annotation, cellular component: Golgi membrane.